AUGAGACGACGCUCCUCAGACUCCAGCCAGUUGCGCCAUCACAUAGGAACCGCUUUCAACAUUCUUCGACAUCUCGCUCCCCAGUACAUCCAGGUCAUCCGCAUCUCAUUUCCCACAGUAACGUUCAAAGAACGGAUUCAAUCGCAACGCGACAAAAGCCACCAGACGCUGGCAGUGUUGGAGUUUCGACAUCAAGUGACCUUUCUGUUACACCUUGACCCGGAAAACCGGCUUGCUACGCUUCAUGCUCCUCGACCCGGUCGUGGCGAGCGCGACGCUGCUGAAGCAUUCUUACACCUUGAUGUGGGAGACUGGGGCUUCUCGGUGAAGCGGUUCACUAUACUUUCGGCUGAGGAUUAUACCCCAGCCAUCGUGGGCGAGGGUCUCUACAGUAUCUCGGGCCUUGCACCAUCGGAGGAGGGCUGUCGGGAUGUACUGGUAUGGCGAUUGGUCUUGCGGUGCAUACUGCCAACUGGUAAUACCCAAGUGACGGAGCAAAUGGAAAUCAACCGCUUUAUCGCCACUCUCGCAGCUUGCUCACGGAACCAACCGUAUAAAUAUUCUGUACUUCUCCAAGAGAAGCAACAGCAUGCCGAGGUAUGCACGCAGGUCCUGCAGGCUGUACAGCACCACCUCCAACAAGACCGGCAACAUCUCGAAGAUGCAUUCAAGAGAAAAAGCCAAGAAUGCGACGUUCGAACGGAAGAACACGCACGGCUCCGCGGCGAUAUCGCGACGUUUUCACUAGCCGAUACAAACAGGCUCAAGGGCGAGAUCGAGCAGCUCGAGCAGGAAUUAGCCAAGCUGAUUGCAAGACACGACAAGAUACAAAAGAAGGUGGAGAGGCUUCAGUCAGGCCAGCUAUUCAUCGCCCAACUGCUUCAGGCUUUGUCGAGCACGUUCGAAACCUCGCUGCACAAUCUUCGCGAGGAGUCGGUGAAGAUAAACGACUUUCUUGCACACCAUGGGGUUGAGAUUCCCUGA
Diplodia corticola is the source of this 984-nucleotide messenger RNA. RefSeq lists its product as uncharacterized. The coding region runs from base 1 to 984 and encodes 327 amino acids. The transcript is spliced from 2 exons. The record is from RefSeq and is a predicted model, not a curated record. Lineage: Eukaryota; Fungi; Ascomycota; Dothideomycetes; Botryosphaeriales; Botryosphaeriaceae.